UUCACCCAAAGCUGAAAAUCAAAGCGAGCCCUUCAUGAGAACCAUGAUGGCCGCCUGACAAUCAGAUUUCUCAAAGUGACACUGUUUUUAUCAGACGAUGAAUGAUUUCGUCGGGAAUUUAUAAUAAUUGAAUCUCGGACUAGCGGUAUAUUUUCAAUUUACACUGUGCUGAUCGACAGACGACUGUUUACAGCGAAAGGACUCGUGUGGAGUGGACGCAUUUCCGAAUCUAUUGUGUUCUUGUGGGCUUCACUCUGACCAAACGACCGAACUGCUGGAUUCGAUUCUCGAAAUUCUUAGUUGGCAAUACGAUGACCAUCUGAUUUCGAUGACAAGCUGUGCAACUAGUUUGAAACCAAGUUUUACACUGUUUAUACUCAUUGUUGUAUUAUUUUAUUCAUUUGCAUUUCAUCAAAUUGUUUGUGAUGAUGGCUGCUAGCAAUGUGAAUUCAAACCACAGCUCAGCUCACUUGUCAAAAUCAAAUGCCACGUUUGCUGCAACCAAGACCACAGAACAAACCAAUGCCAUGGAUAUCGAGCAGCUUCAACACAUGAUUAAUUGCACUGUGAAGAAAAACCCAAAAGCUGAAUUAAGCAAAUCUGACUUGCUUCGUCUGUUGGGCUACCUGGAAGGGGAGCUUCAAGCCAGAGAUGUGGUGAUUGCAACAUUGAAGGCUGAACGCGUUAAACAGCAAGUCAGCCAUGCUCGUUAUGGACGCAUUCUGCCCGUCAACGACCCGUUCAUCGCUCUGCAACGUGAUUCACGCUCUGCCACAGUUGGUGGUUCGUCUACCGACGACACGGCUCUUUUAAAAGCUGUUACCGAAGGUCCUAUGGCAGCUCUGGAAGCCCUGGUAGUCCAACAUAGAAAUUCUCACGUUAAUCUCAUUCAAGCCAUGCAAGACGCCGAAGCACGCCACUCACAGGUGCUUCGUGAAUUAGACGACGAGAGAAGGAAGCAUGAGCAUGACACUGCCCAAGGUGACGACAUCACUUACGGAUUGGAAAAAGAACGGACGAGACUUCGGGAGGAACUGGAGGUGGAGAAGCAAUCGAAGAAGAAACUCGAUAAGGACAUGAAAAAGUUGCAGGAAACAUUGGACGAAGAACGGCAGAGACAAAAACAAAUUGUUUUGUUGUUGUUGGCUGAGCGCAAAAAACUCAUUCUCAAAUACGUCGAAGAAAGGAAUAAAUCAGAAGACUUGGCUCAGAUCCUGGGAGAGGAGAAGGGACGGGUCGACACGAUGGCUGAAGGUUUGGAAGAAGAGAGCCAAAAAGCUUUGCAAAUGGAGGCAGAGUUAGAGAAACAGCUGGCUCUGUUUGACACUGAAAGAGCCCAACUUAAAGCCCAGCUGCAACGCGAAGAAAAGAGGACUAAGGAACUGGAAAUGAUUAUUGACAAACUUCACACAGAGGUCGACAACCUAAAGAAACAACAAGCAGAAGCUCACCAAGUGGCCAUGUUCCAAGCUGGACUCAAUCAGCCCAAUAGUCCUCCCAGAAUUACCACAACCAAUCGAAACAGCUUACCCCCGGGAACUUCGACCCUUAUAUCUCCAGCUGGAGGUGGCGCCAUGGGACCCCAACUUCCUUCAAAACCCACAGUUGUCCCUCCGCAAACUCCUCCGCGUUCCGUCAAUUCUGCGAUCGUAAGUAGCAGCCCAGUCAGUAUACCACGUACAAGCCCGUCAGCUCCAAUUCCGCUCAAUUCGGCUACUGGGCUCGUUGUACUAGGCACAAGCGGAAAAGUUGUACAGCCAAUGGCUCUCGUUAGUAGCACUCCAGUCCAGGCACCAACAACCGGAAUUGCCCGAGCUGUUAGCCCUGCCGCUGGAGGAAUCCGCAACAUGCAAUAUAAUUUAGGAGGAAUGAAUGCAGCUAACGUUAGUUCAUCCGGGUCUUCCAGAACUCUGCCUCCACCACCGGUUUCGACUGCCACCACAAAUAAUGAAGUUGGCGAAUUGACACCGGCGAGCCGUGGAUCUUCCGCUGGUACAAUGCAGUCAACUUCACCGCGAGUGGCCGUUUCAGCCUCUGCGGGCACGAAAGUCUUCACUACUACCAACAAUGAAGGCAAAGUCACUUUCCACGUCACGACGAGCGCCACUUUGCCGACAUCCACAUCUGCUGCAUCCGCAACUGGAACGGCUACGUCUGCUCAGCCCACAACGCCCAAAAAGUCGGCUGCUCUUGCACGAGGCAUUCCACCGCCAGUACCACCCAACAAGCCGGUCAUUCCUCCGAAGAAAUCUUCCACAGCCACUGCAACAUCCAUGGCCAGCAGUUCCGUUUCAGGUCAGAUGAUCAACCCGGUGGUUAUAUCUUGUUCGAAUAACCCACAGGUGACUACUGUAGACCAUGGCCGGCCAAUCAGCUUAGAAGUGCAUCCGGUGCACAAGGCUGGCCAAGUGGGUUCGCAUCAGGGUCUCAAGUUCGGCAUCACCAUUUCGAAAGAUAAGAUUCAAAUCAGCAGCAAUCCUCCUGAACAGGGAUUAGCGGAUCAAGAGGUCCGUGAAGCUGUCGUGCAGGUGGGUGAUGGUGUAGAUGAUGGUAGCCGUGACAGCCAAGCGCCCGGGCAUGAGAUUUCUCACGACAAUUCUUCUCAUUCCCCUCUUUCUCCCUCGUUUCUUGCUUUGCUGGAAAAAGAACUGGAAGAAUUCCAGCAGCUCCUCAGCAGCAUGGCUACUACCCCCAAUUCUUCUUUCGCCCCUUCAUCUCUUCCUUUAUCAGGUCCCGCUGGUUUGACAUCGUCCGCAUCUUCCAGCACUCCUGCGGAAGAGAGCAGCGGCGUUAUGCUGCAUAUGGGUGUUUGAGAUGGCCCACAUAUAAAGGACCAAGAAAGCCACUUAAAAUAUUUUACACGACAGUUGCAUCUUAAGCAAAAUUGCAUUGUUUUUAAAAAUUCAAUCGUGAAAGAUUCAAUGAUUGAGGAUAAGUUAAUGAAGAAGAAAACGCGUCGGUUUUAUUCGUCGUGUCUAGUCGUUUUUCAUUUCCAUCCUCUGCAAAAUUACUCACUCUCCUCUGUCUCUCUUAUCUCUCUACCCCCAUCUGUUUUAAGUAAAUUGGGCGUGAAUGAUUACCUGACGACCAUCACUUCUCAUGUGCACGAUUUCAAUUGUUAUUUUAAAUGAGUACUUCCUAACCUGGCGACUUUACAAAAAAAAAAGAGCAAAAUGUUUGUGUGUAUGCGUGUUAUAGGCAUAUCAUGUAAUUCGAAACUGACGUACUAUAUAUAAUUACCUCCCCCGGAUCGGUCCUUCCCUUUCUACAUUUAUACUCGGAGCCCCAUAUCCUUGUAAAUAUUUAUACAUAAUAUUAUCUAUACAUAGACACGAUAAGCGGGAAAGCGGCAGCUUCACGAGCUUGGGCCAUCAGGCGAAGUGAAUUCCAAUGUUUCAGCACACCCAUUUUGUGACUUGACGUGAAAAGACGACAGACCUCCCCUAAACUGAGUCAUAAUUCUUGUUGUUACUGUAUUUACUGUAUAAAUAAAAAGAGCUAGGAACGUAAA
Daphnia pulex (common water flea) is the source of this 3511-nucleotide messenger RNA. Its product is annotated as CTTNBP2 N-terminal-like protein. The transcript has 9 exons. The record is from RefSeq and is a predicted model, not a curated record. The coding region runs from base 426 to 2813 and encodes 795 amino acids. Lineage: Eukaryota; Metazoa; Arthropoda; Branchiopoda; Diplostraca; Daphniidae.